UUAAUAAGUAAUUCUCAAAGAAAUAUAUCGCAGCCAUAAAAGCUUAAUCACUUGUAUCCAACAGGUUAAUAGUAAUGUUUCCUAGUCUAAAAUCAAUUUAAUAUAUACGUAGAAAGUUGUUAUACAAGUAAUUUAUUAAAAAAAAAAAAAAUAGAGCGAUGGAAAUAUUUGAAUUAUAACCCUUUUCAGUUCGAUAAAGCACCACUACAGAUCUGACUAUUACAAUAUGGGUCACAACAUUUGUCAUUUCUGACUACUAAAAACAGAUAGAGGACCACAGUUAGCAACCCAAGAAUUUCUGUUGUUAAGUAAUCGAGGUUCAACGUGUUGAGAAGUCUGAACAAAUUAACUCUUUGGAAUGAUUUUUUAACGAAUCAUUACUGAAUCAUUACAAAUUUAUAUUUGUUUAAAGCAAAGAUUCAGCUGUUCUUUUGCUGAUUGUCUUGUUUCUGUCAAGUCGUUUCUUUCUUAAAUAAUGGCUGUACCUACAUUCAAAGAAGAUGAACUUGGCAAGAGGUGGGACAAAUGUCUUGCCGACGCCGUUAUUAAACUGAGUGGUGGUCUUGUCAUCGGUGCAGUUUCUUCUUUACUGCUUUUUAAAAGAAGAAGUUGGCCAGUAGUUUUGGGAACAGGAUUCGGUAUAGGCCUUGCAUAUGGCCACUGUGAAAGAGAUGUAGCUGCCGUCCUCACUGUAUCUCACACCCAUGCUCCUCAUAAUCAGGCAUAAAUUUAUUGUGUAAAAAUACAAAGAUUGUUGUUUAAAACUGUAAUAACAAUGAUAGUACCUUAUAGCAGAUAUUUAAAUAUUUAAUACAUCAUGUGAUAUUCAAUUGCCUUGUGAUCAAAUGCAAUGUUUAUUUAAAUAAAUGAUUCCCCAUCUGUCACUAUGUUAAUUAUUAACCUUUACCAUAACCAUGUUAUCAAGAUGCAUGUUUAAAAAUUUUUCUUAAAAAAAUGUCUGAUCAUGACAAAGUAUGGGGAAUAUGUGUGCAUGAUUCGUUUUUGAAAAUUGGCCUUGGAAUUUUAGGUGGAGCCCUUUUUUCAAAUCUCGCUGAAACUGAUUGGCCAUUUUCCUGUGCUGUGUUUAUCAGUUUGUUGAUGUCUGUAAACCAUUGUAAAAGAAUAAUGAAGGAACUCGAAGAAAGAGGAUUAUAAGGGAUGGCUUUUUCAGCAAUACUUUCAUAAGACAAUUAAAAUCAUUUCAUAUUUUUAUUUAAUAAUUUUUUUUUAAAGUGAAUUGUAAUAGUAAUUAUUUAGCACAAAACAUUAUAAAUUCUAUCUUUUACUAAUCAAAGAGAACAUGUAGUUGAUUUAAUAUAAAUAGUUUAUACAGUAUAUUUGAUAUAAAUAGUUGAUUUAUAAAAAUCAAGUCAUGAUAUCAAUAUAAAGAUUUACAAAAAUCAUAGUGUUAGUAAUUUGAAGAGUUCUAAUAUAAUGUAAAAUGCAAAUAUUUAAAUUGCUAUAAUCCGCAGGGGUUAGGUUAGUGGAUAAUAGUGCUCUCCCAAUAUGAGUUAAGUACACAGCACUCUUGCACUUAAGAGUCUCCUGGAGUUAGAGAAUCCUCCGGAUGGGGGAGCGAGUGGAGGUGCACUGAUGAGGCAACUCCUCCAUUUGACUUGGGAGCAGCAGAUUGAUAACCCUCUCUCUUUAAAACUCCUGUCUCAUUAAAGCUCAAAAACUGUUGGGUCGUUGAAUGGAGAAGGAGCCAGGACUUCACACUUGAUACAUGGAAUGUUUUAUUUUUAAAUAGACAAGGAACAUUGUAUGUGCUCCUCAACUCAUUGUGACCAACUAUACAAUAGACAUUGCUGCCCUGCAGGUCAGGUGGACUGGGUAGGAGAGACUUAAGAAAGGACAACAUACUAUAUAUAGUCCAGUCAAUGAAUGGUAAAAAGAUACUUGUAGAGCCUAUGGAUGAAGGACAAGAAUUUGACUUGGGUAAUCUGUUGGGGGGUACAUAGGAGGUGAACAUACUAAAAGUCCCCACCACUUUCCACUUCAUGAUGGGGAGCUGUAAAGGUCUCUUUUAUCAUAAUUUAUCAUCUUAAAAAUGAGGCAUCACAGACGAAACAUUGUCCAAAAAAAAAAUUAAAGCCAAUAAAAUUUCCUCCAAGAAUGUUUAUAUUAAUUUUUUUUUAUUUAUUUUAUUUUUUUAUUGUUAUAGUUUUCAAAGUAUUCACCAAAUUAAAUUGACGAUUUUCGAAAACAAAAUUUUUGUCAAACCAUAGCCUUCCAUUCUACAAGAAAAGUGUGGAAUAUAGUUUUUUCUUUAAAUGUAUUCACCCUCUACUAAUUUAUCUUUUAUGAGUAAAAUUACAACAAUUUUAAAUAUAAAACCAUAAUUUGUUUAAUUUUGAGCACGAAUAUCCACCAUUAACACAUUAAGGAUGUACAGAUUUUAAACCAGAAAGAGAACAAUAUAAAAAAUGUUUUAUCUGUUUAAAUGUAUUUACUUUUACUUAUAUU
Molecule: messenger RNA, 2466 nt
Organism: Nezara viridula (southern green stink bug)
Lineage: Eukaryota; Metazoa; Arthropoda; Insecta; Hemiptera; Pentatomidae
Source: the annotation of a GenBank genome assembly